AAAAAACAUACACACACAUUAAUGUUAAUCUUAAUCAAAGAUUCGGUCAAAACCAGUGACAAUCAUGAGGAAAUAACUUUGAACCCAGCAUCAGAAUUAGUGGAAAUGGACCACUGGAUCUGACAGCAUACAUGCACUUUUCACUCUUUAACUGACAUUCCGUUCCCAGAGAGUCCAAACUCCCAAGUGCCCAAGCGGAACUGGAGCCAACUGCUGUGCCAGGACACUAAAAUGUCUUUAAAGACCAAGAUGUAUCUUCUGAUGCUUGUAUCCACAAUCGGGUUCGUUUUAAAGAACAACCUUAUAAGGGACAAUUAAUAGAGAUUUCAGUGAUACGAUUAAACUCUGGUUCCUCAUAAACUAAACUUAGAGCCUGGUGCUGACAGCUGAAACAGGACCGGUUUCAGUCACCUCCAGAAGUAGCAGAGAGAUAAGGGCAGUAAAAGGAGGAGAGAGAGAGAGAGAGAGAGAGAGAGAGAGAGAGAGAGAGAGUGGGUGCUGUGUCCACAGCCGUUCAUUCUCAGAGCAGAGAUCACCAGGCGGGUCAGUGCCUGGGGAAAAACCCCAAAAAAACACUGCCUGGGAACUGAGGAACACAACUUGGAGAGAGUGAGAAAGAACGAGCAGGGGGAGGAGAGCAAGGAGUAGGACAGAGAGCGAUGAGAGGACAUUGCGAGCGCUCCUGAAGUUAAACAUAAAACACAACAAAGAGAGAGAGAAAAAAAAAAACAGACCUGAAAUGCACACCUUUGCAUUCGCUGCAUGUUUUACUGAAUGGAGCGCAAUCCACACAAGCAGUGAUGGCGAACUUCUGACUGACUUCAAAUAGACCAAAGCUUCACUCUCCCGAGGAUUCCAGUCUCAGAAAGACAAUAAAGAUGCUGCGAGGGCUGUUCGGUCGCCGCAGGCUGAAGCACGAGCGGCUGAAGGAGGACGUGGAGGUGCGCUUCAAAGGGGAGCUGGUGUCGGAGAGAGAGCUGGGAUACACUUUCGUGCGGCCAGGAGGCUCCAACUAUUCCAGUCCGUCGUUGGCUCCAGUCCCCGGUCUGAAUGAGGACGAGCAUGUGGGGGGCGGGGAUGAGGUGCUGGGUCUUGCACCAGAGCACAUUCCCACCCCUGGCGCCUCCCUCAGCUGGCAGGCAGCCAUCGACGCGGCACGGCAGGCCAAGCUGAUGGGCACCACCGCAGCCCCGAUCUCCACUGCGUGCUCCACGCAGCGCAAACGCCAGCCCUACACCAAACCCAAGAAACAGGCCAGCACUGCCUCCACGCGCCCACCCCGAGCCCUCCUCUGCCUCACUCUUAAAAACCCCAUCCGCAGGGCGUGCAUCAAUAUCGUGGAAUGGAAACCAUUUGAAAUCAUCAUUUUGAUGACUAUUUUUGCUAACUGUGUGGCCUUAGCUGUCUACAUCCCUUUCCCCGAAGACGAUUCCAACGCAACCAACUCAAACCUGGAACGGGUGGAGUAUCUCUUUCUGAUUAUUUUUACGGUGGAAGCAUUUCUCAAAGUUAUUGCAUACGGGUUGCUGUGUCACCCUAAUGCGUACCUGCGGAACGGCUGGAACUUGUUGGAUUUCAUCAUCGUGGUGGUAGGGCUGUUCAGUGCGAUAUUAGAGCAGGCCACUAAAGGGGAUGGUGGGACUUCAAUGGGAGGCAAGGCUGCAGGGUUUGAUGUAAAAGCCCUACGAGCCUUUCGAGUGUUGAGACCUCUGAGACUCGUAUCUGGAGUACCUAGUUUACAGGUGGUGCUGAACUCCAUCAUUAAAGCCAUGGUUCCCCUCCUGCACAUCGCUCUGCUUGUUCUGUUCGUCAUCAUCAUUUAUGCCAUCAUCGGCCUGGAGCUCUUCAUGGGCAAGAUGCACAGAACCUGUUUUUUCUUCAAAGAUGGACACAAAGGUCCUAUAUCUGAAGAGAAACCGGCCCCCUGCGCCCCAAGCUCCACCCAUGGACGACACUGCUCCCAGGCCAACAUAACGCAGUGCAUGAUGGGAUGGGCGGGCCCAAAUGAUGGAAUCACGAACUUUGAUAACUUUGCAUUUGCCAUGCUAACUGUGUUUCAAUGCAUCACGAUGGAGGGCUGGACUGACGUCCUGUACUGGAUGCAGGAUGCCAUGGGUUAUGAGCUUCCGUGGGUCUAUUUUGUCAGUCUGGUCAUCUUUGGAUCCUUUUUCGUUCUAAAUCUGGUUCUGGGUGUGUUGAGCGGAGAGUUCUCGAAAGAGCGAGAAAAGGCCAAAGCUCGCGGUGAUUUCCAGAAGCUCCGUGAGAAGCAGCAGCUGGAGGAGGAUCUAAAGGGCUACCUGGACUGGAUCACGCAGGCGGAGGAUAUCGACCCUGAGAACGACGACGAGGGACUGGACGAUGACAAGCCUAGAAAUCUGAGUAUGCCGGCCAGUGAAAAUGAGUCGGUGAACACUGAUAAUGCUCCCGCUGGAGACAUGGAGGGAGAGACCUGCUGUACUCGCAUGGCAAAUAGGAUCUCCAAAUCCAAAUUCAGUCGAUAUUCACGCCGAUGGAAUCGGUUAUGUCGGCGCACGUGCCGUGCAGCAGUGAAGUCAAAUGUGUUCUACUGGCUGGUGAUUUUCCUGGUAUUUUUGAACACACUUACCAUUGCCUCUGAGCACCACCAGCAGCCAGACUGGCUCACCAAUGUACAAGAUAUUGCCAAUAAGGUGAUGCUGGCUCUUUUUACUGGUGAGAUGCUGCUGAAGAUGUACAGUCUGGGCCUACAGGCCUAUUUCGUCUCGCUCUUCAACCGCUUCGACAGUUUUGUGGUGUGCGGUGGAAUUCUGGAGACUAUCCUGGUGGAGACUAAGAUCAUGUCACCCCUCGGCAUCUCUGUGCUGCGCUGUGUGCGUCUGCUCCGCAUCUUCAAGAUCACCAGGUACUGGAACUCUCUCAGUAAUCUAGUGGCGUCGCUGCUGAACUCGGUGCGCUCGAUCGCGUCCCUGCUCCUGCUGCUCUUCCUGUUCAUCAUCAUCUUCAGUCUGCUCGGAAUGCAGCUCUUUGGUGGCAAGUUCAACUUUGACGAGACGCGCCGCAGCACCUUCGAUAACUUCCCGCAGUCUCUCCUCACCGUCUUUCAGAUUUUGACCGGAGAGGACUGGAACUCUGUGAUGUACGAUGGGAUCAUGGCGUACGGUGGACCCUCCUUUCCUGGCAUGCUCGUCUGCAUUUAUUUCAUCAUCCUCUUCAUCUGCGGAAACUACAUCCUCCUGAAUGUCUUCUUGGCCAUUGCCGUGGACAACCUGGCUGACGCAGAGAGUCUGACGUCAGCGCAGAAAGAGGAAGAGGAAGAGAAAGAGAGGAAGAAGCUGGCCAGGACGGCCAGUCCAGAGAAGCGCCAUAACUCUGAGAAACCACCUCUGGAGGAUGAAAAGAAAGAGGAAAAGAUUGAACUCAAAUCCAUCACUUCCGAUGGAGAGACUGCCACCAAGAUCAACAUAGAUGAGUACACAGGGGAGGAGAAUGAGGAGAAGAAUCCAUAUCCUGUGAACGAUUUCCCAGCAGGAGAGGAGGACGAUGAGGAGCCAGAGAUGCCAGUAGGUCCUCGUCCACGUCCACUUUCCGACAUUCAGCUGAAGGAGAAAGCUGUCCCCAUGCCAGAAGCCAGAGCUUUCUUUAUUUUCAGCCCCAAUAACAAGUUCAGGGUUUUGUGUCAUAAGAUUGUAAACCAUAACAUCUUCACCAAUUUAAUCCUGUUCUUUAUACUGCUGAGCAGUAUUUCACUGGCAGCGGAGGACCCAGUGAAUAAUGACUCAUUCAGGAAUCAGAUUCUAGGCUAUGCAGAUUAUGUGUUUACAGGAAUCUUCACCAUAGAGAUCAUACUGAAGAUGACAGCGUAUGGAGCAUUCCUACAUAAGGGUUCAUUUUGUCGGAAUUAUUUUAAUAUUUUGGAUCUGGUGGUGGUCAGUGUGUCUCUGAUCUCCUCUGGAGUUCAGUCAAGUGCCAUUAAUGUAGUGAAGAUUCUCAGAGUGCUGAGGGUGUUGAGGCCCCUGAGAGCAAUCAACAGAGCCAAGGGCCUCAAACAUGUGGUCCAGUGUGUGUUUGUAGCCAUCCGUACCAUCGGGAACAUCGUCAUCGUCACCACUUUGCUGCAGUUCAUGUUUGCCUGUAUUGGAGUUCAACUUUUCAAGGGCAAAUUCUUCUUCUGCUCAGACUCCUCUAAACAGACACAGUCCGAAUGCAGAGGGUCCUAUAUAUUAUACAAAGAUGGGAAUGUUGGGAAGCCAGAGAAAGCGCAUCGUUUAUGGGAGAACAGUGAAUUCAACUUUGAUGAUGUCCUGCAGGGCAUGAUGGCUCUGUUUGCCGUGUCCACUUUUGAGGGUUGGCCAGGGCUCCUCUACAGAGCCAUUGACUCCCAUACCGAGGAUGUUGGCCCAAUCUACAACUACCGUGUGAUCAUCUCUAUAUUCUUCAUCAUCUACAUCAUCAUCAUCGCCUUCUUCAUGAUGAACAUAUUCGUAGGUUUCGUCAUAGUGACAUUUCAGGAGCAGGGAGAGCAAGAGUACAAAAACUGUGAGCUGGACAAAAACCAGCGUCAGUGUGUGGAAUAUGCCCUGAAGGCCCGUCCCCUGCGCAGGUACAUCCCCAAGAACCCGUAUCAGUACAAGGUUUGGUACGUGGUGAACUCCACCUACUUUGAGUACCUGAUGUUCACCCUCAUUCUUCUCAACACCAUCUGCCUGGCCAUGCAGCAUCAUGGCCAAUCUCAGUCGUUCAGCAAAGCCAUGAAUAUCCUCAAUAUGUUGUUCACCGGCCUAUUCACUGUGGAAAUGAUCCUCAAACUCAUCGCCUUCAAACCCAGGGGUUACUUUAGUGACCCCUGGAAUGUUUUUGACUUCCUCAUCGUAAUUGGCAGCAUUAUAGACGUCAUUCUGAGUGAGAUCAACCAUUAUUUUGUUGAUGCAUGGAACACGUUUGAUGCCCUUAUUGUAGUGGGUAGUGUUGUUGAUAUAGCCAUCACAGAGGUUAACCCAGCUGACCCCUCCUCCUCUCCCCCCUCCUCUGUGGUAAGACCAAUGGGCCUCCAAAACACUGAAGAUAACGCCAGGAUCUCGAUCACAUUCUUUCGGCUGUUCCGUGUGAUGAGGCUGGUGAAGCUCCUGUCUCGGGGCGAGGGCAUUCGGACGCUGCUCUGGACCUUCAUUAAAUCCUUUCAGGCGCUUCCCUACGUUGCUUUGCUGAUCGUAAUGCUGUUCUUCAUCUACGCCGUCAUUGGGAUGCAGAUGUUUGGUAAGAUUGCCCUGAGGGACAACAGCCAGAUCAACCGAAACAACAACUUUCAGACGUUUCCUCAGGCUGUUCUGCUGCUCUUCAGGUGUGCAACAGGGGAGGCAUGGCAGGAAAUCAUGCUGGCCUGUUCCCCGAAACGCCCGUGUGAGAAGGGGUCAGAGGUCUACCACAACAGUGAUGAGUGUGGCAGCCACUUUGCCAUCAUCUACUUUGUUAGCUUUUAUAUGCUUUGCGCCUUCCUGAUCAUUAACCUUUUUGUGGCCGUCAUCAUGGACAACUUUGACUAUUUGACACGUGAUUGGUCGAUAUUGGGGCCGCAUCACCUGGAUGAGUUUAAGAGGAUAUGGGCGGAAUACGAUCCUGAGGCCAAGGGACGGAUAAAGCACCUGGAUGUGGUGACGUUGCUGCGCAGGAUUCAGCCUCCCCUUGGGUUUGGAAAGCUUUGUCCACAUCGAGUGGCGUGCAAGCGGCUUGUGUCCAUGAACAUGCCUCUCAAUAGUGACGGGACGGUGAUGUUCAAUGCAACUCUCUUUGCUCUAGUACGAACGGCUCUACGCAUCAAAACAGAAGGUAAUCUGGAGCAAGCAAAUGAGGAACUCAGGGCCAUCGUGAAGAAGAUCUGGAAGAGGACCAGCAUGAAGCUGCUGGAUCAAGUCGUUCCGCCUGCUGGAGAUGACGAAGUAACAGUGGGGAAGUUCUAUGCCACAUUCCUGAUUCAGGAAUACUUCAGGAAAUUUAAGAAGCGCAAGGAACAGGGCCUGGUGGCCAAAAUUCCUCCAAAGACUGCUCUUUCACUGCAGGCUGGCCUGCGUACACUGCAUGAUAUGGGUCCUGAGAUCAGAAGAGCGAUAUCGGGAGACCUGACUGUGGAGGAGGAGCUGGAGAGAGCCAUGAAGGAAACCGUGUGUGCUGCAUCAGAGGAUGAUAUCUUCAGGCGGUCUGGAGGUCUCUUCGGUAACCACGUCAACUACUACCACCAGAGCGACGGCCACGCCUCCUUCCCACAGUCCUUCACAACACAGCGGCCGUUGCACAUCAGUAAAUCCGGGAGUCCCGGCGAAGCAGAAUCUCCCUCUCAUCAGAAGCUCGUCGACUCCACCUUCACUCCGAGCAGUUACUCUUCCUCAGGAUCCAACGCCAACAUUAACAACGCCAACAACACCGGCAUCGGACACCGGUACCCCAAACCUACCAUCAGCACAGUGGACGGACACACGGCGCCGCCCCUCACCUCCGUCCCACUACCACGGCCCACAUGGUGCUUUCCUAACAAGAGGAGCUGUUUCUAUGACUCUUUCAUGCGCUCUGAUUCCAGUGACAGUCGUCUCCCUAUAAUCCAGCGAGAGGAAGCAUCUACAGAUGAGACGUACGAUGAAACAUUACUAGACGAGAGAGAUCAGACCAUGCUCUCAAUGGACAUGAUGAAGUUUCAGGAUGAAGAGAGCAAGCAGUUGGCUCCCAUGGUGGAGGCGGAUGUAGGGGAGGAGAGGAGGCCGUGGCAGUCUCCACGGCGGAGGGCCUUUCUCUGCCCCACUGCACUAGGUCGACGGUCUUCCUUUCACUUUGAGUGUCUGAGAAAACAUAACAGACCUGAUGUUUCUCAGAAAACAGCACUACCACUGCAUCUAGUGCAUCAUCAGGCUCUGGCUGUGGCAGGGUUGAGUCCCUUGCUGAGACGGAGUCAUUCUCCGACGCUGUUCACGCGGCUGUGUUCCACACCUCCUGCGAGUCCCAGCGGCCGCGGCGGCGGAGGGCCGUGCUACCAGCCCGUCCCGUCUCUGCGGUUGGAGGGCAGCGGAUCUUACGAGAAACUCAACAGCAGCAUGCCGUCUGUGAACUGCAGCUCGUGGUACAGUGACAGUAACGGCAACCACAGCGGGAGCGUGCAGAGGACGCAGCGACCCGUGUCCCUCACGGUCCCUCCGGUCACACGCAGAGACUCCAUAUCCCUGGCACAUGGGAGCGCCUGCAGCCUCGUGGAGGCGGUGUUGAUAUCCGAGGGUUUGGGUCGCUAUGCACAGGAUCCCUCCUUCAUCCAGGUGGCGAAGCAGGAGCUAGCGGACGCCUGCGACAUGACCAUGGAGGAGAUGGAGAACGCUGCCGACAACAUUCUCAACGCCAACGCGCCACCCAACGCCAACGGAAACCUGCUACCCUUCAUACAGUGCAGAGACACUGGCUCGCAGGAGUCCUGCUGCAGCCACACGCUGGCCCUCUCGACCGCCACGGGCUCCGACGAGCUUCUGGGGGCGGAGUUAGAGUGCUCCGAGGGGGCGGGGCAGCGGAACAGCCCUCUGAUGGAGGACGAGGACAUGGAGUGCGUGACCAGUUUGUAGGGGGACAGCAGCACGGAGGACUUCCUGUGUCUUAGCCCAGCUCUCUCUGAGGACGCUGCUGUCCUGCAGUCUGACCUGUCUGUUGCGUGUACCUACUGUAGGGGUAUAAGGCCAUUCUGCUUAGCUGAGACCGAGUUGGUUUUUAGUUCGUCCGUGUGUUUGCGAAAGCACGAGCGAGUAGGAGUGUGUACUGUACAUGUUUGUGUGUGUGCGUUUCUAAAGUGCCUCACAGUUCUCACAACCUUGAUUGCAGUAAGGAAACGAAAACCCUGACCGAGCAGGGAAUGAAGGGAAAAGAUGCGCUGCCGUCGCUCAAGCAGUGGGGUCUGUCCGCCGGUGGGAGGACAGAGCGAGUUUGCGCUGACUCGUGUAUGUGUGUGUGUGUGUGUGGCAGUAGGACUUGAAGGCCACAUCUUCGGCGUGGACGAGUGGUGCCGAGCAGGUGGAUCUUGAGGACCGUGUUGGGAAUAUGCCGCCCGGGUUCGAGAGAUGUUCAAAGGGACAUAUUGGAGUGGCUCUCGAUUUCCUUUCAUGGGGCUGUCCAUCCAUCCGUUCAUCAGGAGAAGUGUCUUCUGCUCUGCAAGCGCCCUCACGUCAUCCUUCUCCUUUAAGGCUUUCUAUUGUGUUCAGUUGAUGGUUUUUGCUGCUUUUUGAGUUUGAUUUCUACCCACAGUUCCCUAGUUAGCUUUUCUUUAAAUCAGCGGAAGACUGAACUCCCUGAAUUGCUCUCUUUCUCGUGUACCGUUACGGCUUUCAGGCAGCUGCUAGCUGUGCAAGGUACGGGUCAUUCAGGUUUUAUUUCCUGUUUUUUUUUUUUUCUGCAUUUGAGUGUUUGUAAUGUUGUUUAUCUUGGAUUGCAUAUUUUUCUUAAAUUAUUAUUAUUAUUAUUGAAGGCGUUUAAGAUGUUUAAGCCAGAUGCAGUGUUGUGAAUCUAAUGCCUCUUACAGACACACACACAAAAAAAAUAUUUAUUUAUUUAUUGAAGAGUGUUCUGCCGGAGGGUUUGUUGGUGUAGCUGUAAAUGAGCGGUGUCACUCUCCCGGACGCAGGUAGCACUGACAGAUCUCAUGGCUGCUGUUGGAUUUGGACUCACGUUUGCUCUGAAACUACUGAUGUUUCUUCACUGCUGAUCAUUCAGCCGACAGCUGCGAUUCUGUCACUAUCCCACCUGCUCGACACAGGGAACGGCAGAGCUUCGGAAGGUCAGUGAAGGUGCACUUUGAGGAGACGAAGGGUGGAGUAUUCAGGGAUGUCUGGGUAGCGCAUCAUUAAAAAAACAAAAACCUUCAAUGUAGUUCACACAGGGCUAAAUAUAUUAUGAAAGUACCAACAUCAGCAGUGUCAUCAUCAUACAAUGUUAUUGAUUGCUAUUAUUAUGAUUAUUAUUACUAUUAUUGUUAAGGAUAUUUUUUCUGCUGGGUUUAGCACUGUUUCCAUGCAGUUCGGCAGACACACAGAGAACUACUUAUCAAUCUAUUAUGCAAAUAAGGUGUUGAAGCGUUAACAUUGUGUUGGUAAUGUGUCGACGGGAUGGAAGGCGUCCCCUAAACACGUGCGCUGAUGAGAAACCUGACCAAUCCACUUCCAGGCGUCUCUCUUUUCGUGCCACACUUAGAAGUUCUGUCACCGUUUUGCACACGACUUCAGACGAUAUGACUCUCUCUUUCCAUGUAUGAUUAGAUAAUCGAUUAUUUUUGUCUCGCGAACUCUUCGCUUUCUACACCCGAGCGUCCUGGCGUUUUGUUCCAGGCCUCGAACAUCGCAUUCAAUCUCAAGUCUCCAGUCCUGUGCCGUUUUUAUUUCCUGUUGUCGAAUGAGUUCCUGAAUGUUUACAGGAGGUCUCUGCUCUUGAGGAUGAUGCAAAGCUUGUGGAAAAAAAUGUGACAAAUGUAGCCAGAACCCACCUGCUCUGUUCCAAAGCCGCCACCACACCCCUCAUAUCUCCUACACACACGUGCCAUAUGUCAUUAUGAGGCUGCCCCAGGCAUAUUUCGAGGCCUUGAUUGUGUACGUGUGCGAGUUUCUGCGUGUUUCGCAUAUGCAGUGCGCGGAAACGAGCGUGUUUGUGUGGUGUCCGUGCGGGAUGAGUGUGUGAGUGCAUGCAUGCGUAUGUGCUUGCAUACCACAAGAUAUGCAAAAACAAUGCAAUAACAGUUUCCUUCAGAACUACAGCUGUACAAAAAUCUUAAGAUUCCGAGAGAAAUAUAUUCACUGGUGUGUAUUAAGUUACAGAACUUUAAAUUGAAGAAACCUGUCAUACUUGAAAUCGGGUGCAUUUGAGUAUCGAGUAUUUUGAAAUAAUCUUGUGCGGGUCAGUUUGGUUUGACGUUUUCUCUUCUGUUGGUUUCAAUUAUCUCUGCAUGAGGAUUCUUUUGGUGUGCCAAGCGUUCCGAGUAACUCUUUUUUUUUUUUUUUUUUUUUGUCGUUGUUGUCGUUUUCAUUUGAAACAUUGAGGAAACACUGAUGACGAGGAGCGAAGGUGUAAAUACAGUCGGAGGAGAGAAGCACCUCGGUGUGAAAAUGAUUUUGCAUAUCUUGUGCUCAGCUGAAAGGUGCAUGAUACGCAAGAGCAGCUCUCUCUGUUUCACUCUCGCUGUUUCCCCCUUUAUCUUUUCAUUCGCUCACCCUCUUUGUCCUUUCUUCGGCAGACAUCACAGUAAAGGUGAAUAUUUGAGGCUGCAAGCUGAAACAUUAGAAAUCCCCUUUCAUUUCUCCAGUCUUCAUGGACAAUCUGUGAGAUUUAGUUUGGAAAUAAUAGAUUUGGAUGCUAUGCUUGAAUUUUUUUUGUUUGCAUGGAGUCUAAAGAAUCAACCUAGUGGAAGGAGUCCUCCUCUCCCUUCAUUUGCCAAUGAUUGUAUAUUUUUAUAGACUUAUAGAAAAUGAUUAACACAUGAAAAGAGACCAUAUGAACUCAUCUAUAUCUGCUGAAUGUCAGGGUUAAAAUGGCUACACACAACCGUGUUUGAGAAUGUAUGUAGUGACUACAUAUAGAUAGAAAAAUAUAGAGGAAAUCAUUCGUAUUCACCGCAGUAGCUCCUUUUGAAACUCUGGUCGUACGGCCUGUUUUUAAGCAGGAUGGUUUGCUGUUUUUACUGAGGGAGGAGUGCAAUGAGAUUAAUCAUGUGAUUUUGAAUCCGAGGGCUUUUUCACAGCUGCUUUAUUCAGAUCAACACAUCACAUUCCCCUCCGAGCACCUGCACUUGAUAGAACAGUGUGGAAAAGCCACGGGCUUUCAUGACACAAUAGCAGCGCCUGUGUUGAUUGAACCCUCUAAUGAAUGAACACAGAGAGCUGUCUGCUCAGGCCUUGGGGAAAUGUACCAAAUAUUUGACUGAAUAUUUUCUUAGUUGCUCAGUGAGUUUUUUGCCCAAAUGGUUGUAAUGUAGCUUUUCUUCUCUCAGAGAAUCAGAAGUUAUUUUCUAUAUUUUAAUAUAAGAGAAAUAUUUAUCCGAUGGAAGAUAUUCGCACUGGUUGGAGGGAAUGUGGGUGACGUAAUGGAUGAGAUUUCAGCAAGUGUAGGUUGCUUUCUUGAUGGACCUUGAUUGUGGCUUGUAUUUCGGUUUGCCGUCUGUAGCAGCAGCGCACAACUUUUCCCCAAUAGAAAAGCGCAUAUUGAAAGAAAUGGUUUUAUGCAUGCAUUUAAAGCUUAAUAUUGUUUGAAAAUGUGAUACCCUCAGAAAAGAGUAAGCUAUCCAUAGUGAAUGAGCAGCAUUGGUUCAACCAUUCAAGUUCACAACACAUUACAGUAAAAAACAGUUAAUUUUUUGGGUUGUUUGUUUUAUUUGGAUAAACCCAGUAUAGCAGGAACAUGAAAUGUUAGUGGAUUUAUUAAGGACGUCUGUAAUAUCCAUUCAAAUAUCCAUUGGGGCUGUCCGGUGUUUCUGGGUUCAUGCGUGUUCGUAUGUCAAUUCUCCAUGUGUCGGACUGAAGGAACGUGCCGUGGGGUUGACCUUUAACCCAGAGAAAGCCUGGACAAGUGCAAUGUCUGCCCUCUGGUUUAACCUUUGUGUAGCACAUAUCUCUAAUGUCCUCCUUUAUAUGACUGUUAAUUUGAUGUUAUAAGUUAAUGUAGUGCGAGUUUUAAUGAUAAACUAAAAGCUAAGGUGGUGAUGCAAUAAUCACAAUUUGCACAUUUAAACCACGUUUAGUUGGACACAUCGUACACAUAAUCCAAGUAAAGGAUGAAUUUAUGCAUAGAUUUUAGCUGCCGUGUAAAUAUUAAUUUCGCCCUAAGCUCCAAACGUCAAUCUUGCCAUAGUUUCAUUGCAACAGGUGGGACGAUAAUUAAUGCAGAUUUGUUCAGUGUUUUUUAGGGCACUGAUUGCUUUUGAAACCCAAAACUAUGGGUAGGUGAAUGCAAAACUAUUUAUAUGAACCAGUUUGAGGUUUUCGAGUGGCAUUUCCCCGCUUCUAGUUCCACCCAGCGAAUGUAGCACUAGAGACAGAAGGAGAUGGGCGGAACAGUAACGAUUAUGAUGAGGAGCUCAAAUAGUUAAUAUUGCACCAAUCUCCAUGUAUGAGUGAAUCUUUUAACAACUUAUUCUUUACCACAUCUUGCUUACUUUCUGCAGAGAUGGAAGUAAUGCUGUGUUUAACGGCAUCGAGCUCUGGGCUUGAUUUGUUGGGUCUCUUUUUCUCUAAUGGGUGGCAGGGACUGAGGGAGUUGACUCCCUGACUGUAUAUUCACACGGGGUGUUGGGUAACAACGCCUAAUGGAUUGCGCUUCUUUGAUUGGUUCAGACACAAUUAUCAUAGUAAAAACAACUAUUGGACCGCAAUUGUUUUGCGCCAGAGCUAGGCUGUUUAGAUAAGUCGAUCUAAUUAGCUGACGCCUCAUUGGCACUUGAAAAGUUGAGAAAUUUUCAACUUCUGAUGGGAGCAACCCCAGUGGCGCGAUGCUGACGACCCACAAUUCAGUUCGGCAAUGCAUGAUGUCACCCAUUCAAAGUAAAUGAGAAGCGUUAACACCGCUGCCCCGUUUGAAUGUACCGUGACACUCACUCAUCUACAGAUGCAGCCCACAAUUCUUUCUGAAACCCGAAUCUGCAUUACAUUAUUUUCCUGCGUUCGAAGGUGAUCUGGUUUACGGUUAACCACUUUAGGACCCACAAAGGGAGGAAUUUUUGAGCGGAUCAUCUCAGUUGCUUUAUUUCUGGUGACCACACGAGCAGCUUCUGUAGUCUUGAUUGACGGUGUGGAUGGGAAGUGUAGUCUUGAGGUCCUGAGCUGUUUGUUAGAUUAACGAGUUGAAUUAAAAUUAGACGCGCAUCAUGCUUUUGGUAGAAUUUCGAAAGCAUCAGUGCUGACCAUUCAGGUCUCUCACCAAACACCGUCAGAGGUCAUUCACAUUUUGGACUUAUUUAAUGGAGUUUAGACCCCAGGUGUUAUUGAAAACUGUGAGACGUCUGCAUGGUCUGUCAUUCCCUCCUCUACUUUUGCUGAGACUCUUUUGUUUCAUUUCAUCAUUCUUUCAUUUGUUGUUCAUUUAGAUUUUAAAAAGAAUACGCUACGUAAAUCUGAAGAUUCAAUCACUUUUUCUACUCCUAUUUUCAAAAAAAAAGUGAAAUGAAAAAAAUAUAUAAAAAUUGGAUUUGUAAAUAAGUGAUUGUACAGUUUGUAUCUGUAUCUGUCAGUCUGUCUUUGGUGACAGAGUGUGUCUUGCUUAUAACGCACGCUACCAGUAAAUAAAAACUCAAAAAAUAUCUUUAGAUUGUAUGGUUCUUGACAGGAAGUUUUAAAUUUAAUCUCUGCUGUAUAUUCCUGUAAUAUUGCAUUUUUAUCUGAGGAAUGAUGUUAUUAAACAAUUGCAAAUAAAGUGAAUUUCCU
Molecule: messenger RNA, 13394 nt
Organism: Carassius auratus (goldfish)
Lineage: Eukaryota; Metazoa; Chordata; Actinopteri; Cypriniformes; Cyprinidae
Product: voltage-dependent L-type calcium channel subunit alpha-1C-like
Exons: 49
Coding region: 879-7568 (2229 amino acids)
Biological process (GO): calcium ion import across plasma membrane
Cellular component (GO): voltage-gated calcium channel complex; membrane
Molecular function (GO): high voltage-gated calcium channel activity
Source: RefSeq, a predicted model, not a curated record